Molecule: messenger RNA, 1410 nt
Organism: Salvelinus sp. IW2-2015
Lineage: Eukaryota; Metazoa; Chordata; Actinopteri; Salmoniformes; Salmonidae
Source: RefSeq, a predicted model, not a curated record
AUGACGCACGAGCAGCUUAAUAUUGUUUUGUUUAUCUGCUUGACUACUAGGUACAAAGAUGACACUGAUGCUCCAGUAGAGGAAGGAGGGAAGCCAAAGGUUCUGUAUGGUGUGGAGUUCACAUUUGACGCUGAUGCUCGUGUGGCUAUCACCCUGUAUUGCCAAGCUUUUGAGGAAUUCACCAAUGGGAUGGCAAUGUACAACCCAAAGGGCCCAGCCCUGGUUUCUGAGACUGUACACUAUAAGAGGGGUGUGAGCCAACAUUUCUCCCUGCCUUCUUUCAAAAUCGAUUUCACCGACUGGAAGGAGGAGGAUCUGAACUUUGAGCUGGACCGGGGUGUUUUCCCCAUGGUGAUCCAAGCUGUGGUGGAUGAAGGGGAUGAUUGCUUGGGACAUGCACAUGUGCUGCUGGCAGCCUUUGAGAGACAUGUGGAUGGCAGUUUCUCCGUCAAGCCUCUGAAGCAGAAGCAAAUUGUGGAUCGUGUGAGCUACCUGCUGCAGGAGAUCUAUGGAAUUGAAAACAAAAACAACCAAGAGACCAAGCCGUCGGAGGAUGAGAACAGUGACAACAGCAAUGAGUGUGUUGUUUGUCUGUCAGACCUCCGAGACACCAUCAUCCUGCCCUGCAGACACCUGUGUCUCUGCAACUCCUGUGCUGACACCCUGCGUUACCAGGCCAACAACUGUCCUAUCUGCAGACUGCCCUUCCGAGCCUUGCUGCAGAUCAGAGCUGUGAGGAAGAAGCCUGGGCCGCUGUCYCCUGUGUCGUUCAGCCCUGUACUGGCUCAGACCAUGGACCAUGAUGAGCACUCGAGCUCAGACUCGGUUCCCCCAGGCUUUGAGCCCAUCUCUCUGCUGGAGGCCCUGAACGGCCUGCACUCUGUGUCCCCCUCCAUCCCCCCCGCCCCCCUCUAUGAUGAUAUUAACUUCUCUGGGAGCCUGGUCGGGGAGGGCCGUCCGCUGGGCUCCCCAGAACACUCCGGUGACGGGGGCCUGCAGAAGGGCAAAGUCAGCAAGUCACCUGACAGCACCCUGAGGUCGCCCUCAUCACCCAUCCAGGAGGAGGAUGAGGAGAAGCUGUCUGAGAUGUCGGACGCCCAGCCUCACACACUGCUCUCCAGCAGCCCAGCUCCCACCGAGGCCACUGCAGCCGAGGAUGUACCGGAGUCCAUCUCCCCAGAUGAUGAGGACAGGCUGCACUCUGGAGGAGAGAGACAGAUCCUUCAGGACUACAGCAGUGAACACAGCAGCCUGACCAAAACAGAGAGUGACCCGCCAGGGGACCUGUCUCUGCCAGGGUCAUCAGAGUCAACAGAGAGCCUGAAGAGUCAGAGUACCAACUGCUCCAGCCAGCCCCUCCUGUGUCCCCCCAGCAGCCUUCACAUGGAGGAUGAGCAACUUGACCCCUAA